Messenger RNA from Gaeumannomyces tritici R3-111a-1, 258 nucleotides. RefSeq lists its product as hypothetical. The record is from RefSeq and is a predicted model, not a curated record. Lineage: Eukaryota; Fungi; Ascomycota; Sordariomycetes; Magnaporthales; Magnaporthaceae. Bases 1 to 258 code for a protein of 85 amino acids. The transcript has a single exon.
AUGGUGGUCCACAUGCGCCCGAGACCGAGAUCGAGGUUGCGCCUGCCGAGCGCGCCCGCCGCCGCCGCAAGCGUAUACCACCACAAUCGAGGUCCCGUGCCAUCUCGCGUCUACGAGACGGGGGCAGGCCUGUACGGCUGGUGCGGGCGACUUGCGGGCGUGGUGCAAGGCAGCAGGGCGGCCGGGGUGGCCGUGGGCGAGGGGUCCCCCGGAAACCUGUGCAUGUUCUUUUGCUUGGUACCUCUGGUGUGCAUUUAA